AUGGAAAGUGAACAGGUAUGAUAUUAAAUGACAAAUUUUAGAAAGAGAAUUGCUAACCUUUAUUGAAAUAAAGAUAUGAACCCUUCUAAUUCGAAGAAACAAAAGAAAUUGUUGAGAUUGAAUAGGAAAACAAGUUUGAUUAAUUUAAAGACUUUUUGUUUGGAAUACAAAUAUAAAAGAGUUAGAGAGAUGUAUAUUUGGAUGGGAAAGUGAAUCCAAUUAACAAAUAGAACAAUUUUAUAAAAAACUCAAAAUAAAAUUGCAUAUACAUUUUUACCCAUUUUACUUGUAAUUGAUGGAACCAGUUUAAAAUACUGCACUUACAUAUUUUGAGGAAUUAUUUUUUACAAUCGCUACAAAGAGAUAAUCUGUUGUUUGUUGUAGAUGUUCUGGAACUUAAAAAGCUUAAGUUACAGAAUGCAUGAAAUUUUGUUCAAAAAAAGUAGGUAUAAUUUCAUAAUUAUUAUCUUUAUUAGAGAUGGUGGUAAUGAUAUAGGUAUGAUUUAACCUGCAGAUGUUGGAAUUGGUUUAGAAGGUAAAGAAGGGAAAUAAGCUGCCUUAGACUCUAAUUUUUCUAUAGUCAAAUUUAAAUAUUUGAAUGUUUUAUUAUUAUAGCGUGGCAGAUUAUCAUACAAAGGAGUGCCUUAUUAUCAUAAUUUGUUAUUCUAAGAGGAUUAAUCAUUUCAGUAAUUCAAGCUGUUUUUAUGUUUGUGUUCUACUUUUUGUCUAUUAGUAUUUUUAGUGGUAGAUUAUUACUUUGGUAUUCUACUAUUUAUAAGUAUUAAAUUUAAUUAAAAUUUAGACUGUUUCCAGUGUUUUCCAUAAUAUUUGAUGAAGAUGUUGAAAUUAAAUUACUCUUUAAUACCCUCCACUUUAUAGAUCUUUAAAAAAAAAGCUAGAGAUCUAAAGACAUUUUUGGUUUGGGUUUGGAAAUCUAUGUUUUAAGGAGUAAUAAUUAUAUUUUUGAUUUUGGCUAUGUUUAAGAAAAUAUUUUUGGAAAUAGAAACAGUUGCUUUUAUUCUUUGCAUUUUGUCAUGAAAAAAUCUAAUGUUUCAUCAGCAGUUAUUUACAUUUUAUCCAAUAUGUGGUUCGAAAAUCAAUUAUUGGUUUCAGUUAUGACCUUUUAUUCUUUCUUUAAUGAAAUUGUAAUUAUACUGGUCAUUGAUCUCCUCGUUUUAUUGCCUAAAAGAUAUUAAAGAAAUUUGAUACAUCAGAUUAUGAAAAGAUCAUGGCUAAUGUAAAAAGAGAAUUAAUCAAUACCAAAAUUUUUAAGUGAUUGUUAAAAUCUUAUUUAAUUUAACACAAAUUGUUGUUUUUUUGUUAUAUACAUUUUAUACUUCUAUAUAAUUUUAUUAGUUUUAAUAUUUAAAAUAAUAUAAAAUAAUAAAAUAUACAAUUUAUAACUGUUAUUAAACAGAACUUAUUAAAAUUACAUUAUCAAGUUCAAGAAUUUAAUUCUAUGAUACAUUUUUUAUUAAAGAUCUCUAGUAGCAUUCAAAUCUAAUAUUAAUUUUAUGAAAGAAUCUUUUAAAUUAUUUACCAUAAUAAUAAUAAUAACAAAGUAUAAAAAGUGUAAGAAAUGACUUAAUAACUGUCUCAUUAGUGGGCUGGGAUGGUUCAGAAAUAAAUGGCUGAAAAAUUACUAAAUGAGAAUCAAUAAAAAUAUGAUUAAUUGUAAAGGAAAUAAAGAUACAAGGAAGAAUUGGAAACAGACAUGAAAUUGAAAUAAUAAUAAAAAAUAAUUUAACAUCAAUAAGAUUAGUAAUUAGAAUCUUAGAUGUUAGAAACUCUUAGGUAAAGAGAAUCUAAGAAAUUAAAAGAAAUGGAACAAAGAAAAAUUAAACAAAUUGAAACUAGUUUAGAGAAUCUCAAUCAUUUAUUAAUUCGAAAAAAAAUGAACUAAGAGAGAUCAUAUUAAAGUUUAUUGCUCGAAUAAGAAGAUAUCAAGUAAGAAAAAUUAAAAGAGAUAAAAAGUUUAGAAAGAAUUAAAAUUCAUAAGGAUGAAGAAUCAAGAAAACUACGCGAAAAUUAUGAUUCUGUCAUACAAUAAAAAUUGAACUAAAAAUAAUAAAUUAAAUCAAAGUUAUUAUUAGUUCAAGAAACUGAUCCAGAUUAAUAAAUUCAAAUAUAGAGAGGAGAUGCAUAAUCAUACUAAAUUGAAUUAAGCAAAUAAUUAGAAGAAAAAAAAAGAAAAAUACUUGAAAUUUAAGCUAAA
Molecule: messenger RNA, 2215 nt
Organism: Paramecium primaurelia
Lineage: Eukaryota; Ciliophora; Oligohymenophorea; Peniculida; Parameciidae
Source: the annotation of a GenBank genome assembly